CUUUCCUAUACCGUCUACAUCCGGAUAUAUAUGCGGCAGGUAGUGUAUAAAGUAUAAGGCUUCCCAGAGCUGAUUGUGAUACAUUGGACAACAACAUAUAUCCGGGCUUUCCCUAUUCCCCUCCGACGCAUCCUGCAUGCAAGAGCUCUCAUAGGCACCUACGACCACGCCGCAUCUCACCUCACUACCUUACCACAACACCAAACUCACACCCAAAAAUGGCAUCACAACCCCAAAUUCACGUCUUCAACAAGGGCGACUAUUCCAGCCACCGUCUUGUGACGCUUCCGCCCACAAAACUGGAACCACUCUCUCCUUCGUCCUUACGCUUGAGAACCAAAAUCCUAGGCCUCACAACAAACAAUCUCACCUACGCAAACAUGGGCUUCGCCCUCGGCUGGUGGGACACUUAUCCAAUCCCGUCCUCCGCUUCCAGCCCAUUUAACGACCGCGACACCUACGCCACGGUCGCGGGAUGGGGCUAUGCCGAAGUCGUCGAAUCCAGCUACCCUGGGGUGGAGAAGGGCGCGAGUGUAUUUGGAUACGUGCACGUCGGGUCCGGCACCUGGGACGUCUCCGUCUCAGACGCCGAGUCUGGGCUCGAAGGGCAAGUACUAGUGACGUCCCCGCACCGCGCGCAUCUCUGGACAAUAUACAAUCGCCUGCAGAUCCUGCCACCGUUAGCCCAGCUCGAGAAAGAACGAGGCAGGGAGACCUUGGGCUGGGACGCACUCAUGCAAGUCCUCUUCGGCACGGGGUACAACCUCAGCACGUACGGCUUCGCGUGGUCGGACGCCCUCCGCAUACAUCCUUCGGGGGAGGGCGCAUGGAAUGUGGAGGAGGCGAGGCUGGAUGGCGCGGUGUGCGUGGUGUUGAAUGGUGGGGGAAAGACGGGGAUGGGGUUUGCGUAUGCCGCGAGGCAUAACCGGCCGAAAGAGCAGCAGCCGACAACAAUCAUCGGGGUCGGGUCGGAGAAGUCGAAGCCGCUGCUGGAGAAGUGUGGGUUCUAUGAUGAUGUGCUAUUGAGUGGGGAUGCAGCCAAGGUCGCGCAGCUGGUCAAGCAGACAGCGCCGCGCAAGGUGGUGCUCCUGGAUUUCGGCGCGAGGCCGGGCGUCUUCGCAGCAUAUACGGAGGCGUUGGAGGAUGCUGGCGCACCGCUCGCGCGGUUCUUCGUCGGUGGGGAUAAUCGGCCUGCGAAGCCGCAAGACUUGAUGAAGGCGCGCGGCGAGAGGGGCGAGGGCGUCCAGGUCAAUGCGAAUACGCUGCGGGAGAAGGGCAUCGAGGUCGGCAGGCAGAAGUACUUCGAGGAUUUUGACAGGGCGUGGGAGGGUUUCGUGCAUCAGGGUGCUAUCAAGGGGACGAAGUUGGUGUGGGGAGAGGGGAUGGAGGGGUGGGAGAGUGGGUGGGAAGCGUUCUGUAACGAUAAAGUUGGGGGUAAUGAGGGGCUGGUGUAUACGCUUUGAGGGCUUUCCUCUGUUGGCCAGAUUGUGUGUUGUCCACACCAGAGUACUGAGCCGAAUGUGGUCGGUUGGUGGUACGCAGGUUGAUCAUGAUACCUUGCCUAAAAGAAGUGAUUGAUGCGCGUGAGCAUAGAAGUGGCGUGCCAGAACAGUUCCUAAAAUGUUUCAAUAACACAUUGCUAAAGACUAGAGAUGAGGGUAUAUAUCUACUACGG
Paraphaeosphaeria sporulosa is the source of this 1675-nucleotide messenger RNA. RefSeq lists its product as uncharacterized. The record is from RefSeq and is a predicted model, not a curated record. NCBI's taxonomy places the organism in Eukaryota, Fungi, Ascomycota, Dothideomycetes, Pleosporales, Didymosphaeriaceae. The coding region runs from base 219 to 1463 and encodes 414 amino acids. The transcript has a single exon.